UGUACAAUUUUGGAAAUUUCGGACACAGUCUCGGAGUAGCCUCAAUCGAUCUUUUCACAGCGUAUUGUAACACAGUUCUGCUAAAAGUCUGUGCACAGUCUGCAGAUCGAGAUGCAUGAUGCGCACUCAACUUGACGUUUGUCAUAUUUUUUUGUGUUUUCAUGAUUCAUGUACAGAUUGUACAGAACUACAGAUGAUCUGAGCUUGUGUAGUAUUGAAGUUAUCUUAGGUUCCUAAAUAACUAAUUUAAUUAAUUUUUUUAUUAAUUGUGUAUUACAUCAAGAUUAGCAAAUAAAAGAGCGUAGUUAGGCCUAAUUAGAGAUGGCGGGAAUGAAAGUUUGGUUGGUCUGGCAUUUGCUGGGUCGAUUGGCAUGACAUGUCUCAUUCUAGCAUGUGCUCUUCCCCAAUACGGAGUAUGGUGGCCAUUUUUGGUUUGCAUUUUCUAUGUAUUGGCCCCUUUGCCGACCAUAAUUGCGCGCAGAAUGACGGAGCAGACAGGAGCUUCGAGCUCUAACAUGGAUCUAGCUAUUUUUGUCACCAUGGGUUUUGUCGUAUCGUCCUUUGCUCUACCGAUUGUACUUGCUAGAGCACCUAGUAAUGUCCCAAAAGCAACAAUCGAAGUGGGCGCCUGCUAUUGGACUCUGGCUGGCAAUGUGGUCGUUUACCUGACUUACAUCGGGUUCUUUGUCACUUUGUACCAGGAGGACAGCGAUUACAGUAUGUGGUGAUGAUGAAGACUGAUUAUUUUACUGACUGUGAACAUGUAGCCAUUUACUCGAUUUGAAAUUUCAUUCUGAUAUAAUUAUGACUCUCAAUAAUCCGUGUAUGUCGUGUCCUGUAAAUAGUCACAUUAAUAAAUUAUAAAUUGAUUUUAUUAGGGUUUCCCCACAUGGUAAUUUAUUUGUUGUAUUAUUUUGUACGGCAGCCUACAGUACUAGAAUAGUUUUUCCCUAGAUUCCACAUAAAUAAUGGAUCCAUAAUAUUCAAUUUUAGAAUUAAUUAUGAAAGUAAUCCAAUAGUUGAUGUACAUAAUCAUUGAAAUGGAUUAAAGUAUCAUUGCACCCAAUGUAAUCUAGAAUAUAUAUGGUUUAUGUAGAUUUCAGAUAAAAUCAUCUUUUGAAUUUCGGGUAUUCUUCUUUGAAAUAUUGUUUAAUUUACCACUUACAGUGCAAUUUUAAUUAUAUGUAUUAUUAUUAGCCUAUAUUGAUACUUUUGUGUUGUUAGUGUAAAAAGUUGAUUUAUAUAAUAAACUAAUAAUAAUUAAUUUAUAUUCACUGAAUGAUGAAAGAUGAAUAAAUAAUUUCAAUUUUCAAAA
Messenger RNA from Nilaparvata lugens (brown planthopper), 1315 nucleotides. RefSeq names its product leptin receptor gene-related protein. Bases 372 to 728 code for a protein of 118 amino acids. The record is from RefSeq and is a predicted model, not a curated record. Gene Ontology annotation, biological process: late endosome to vacuole transport via multivesicular body sorting pathway. The transcript has 4 exons. Gene Ontology annotation, cellular component: endosome. NCBI's taxonomy places the organism in Eukaryota, Metazoa, Arthropoda, Insecta, Hemiptera, Delphacidae.